GCCGCUGCGGGGACUCUGGCUCCAGGCUCCUGGCGAGAUCCCCGAGCCCCGGCGGCUGGUGCUGGGAGCCCGGAGCCCGGGCUGCAGCCGGGAGAGGGGAAUCUCCAGCAGGGCCCUUCCCGCUGCUCCCCAGGAGCCUCUCCCAGGGCAGAGCCCCCAGCCCGGCCAGGCCCCUUCCCGGCCCGGCCCCUGCCCCAGGGGGGCCCCGUUCGGAGGGAAGGCUGAGGAAUCACGCCCACGUUUCGCUCCAGUUCAUCCCAUCUUCCAGGGGACAGGGAAGGGAAAUGUCUGUGAUGGAGCCAGCUCAGAUGCUGGUGACCUUCGAGGAGGUGGCUGUGUAUUUCACCCAGGGGCAGGGGGCUCUGCUGGACCCCGCUCAGAGAGCCCUCUACAGGGACGUCAUGCGGGAGAACUACGAGAUGGUGACCUCGCUGGGAUUCCCCCUUCCCAAACCGGACCUGAUCACCCGGCUGGAACGAGGGGAAGAGCCGUGGGUGCCUGAUCUCCAGGCCUGUGAGGAAAGAGAGAUCCCGAGAGGCGCCCACACAGCAGGUGAUGGGACAGUGAGUGAGAAUGAGGAGGAGAAUCAACAGCAGGAAGUUCCUGGGCACGGGGAAUCACAGGGGACCUCUGGGGGCAGACCCCAUAAGUGCUUAGACUGUGGAAAAAGUUUCAUGUGGUGGUCACACCUCAUUUUACAUCAGCGAAUCCACACAGGAGAGAGACCCCACAAGUGCUUAAUCUGUGGAAAAAGUUUCAUACGGAGGUCAGCCCUUCUUAUACAUCAAGCAGUCCACACUGGAGAGAGACCCCAUAAGUGCUUAGACUGUGGAAAAAGUUUCAAACGGAGGUCAGCCCUUCUUAUACAUCAAGAAGUCCACACUGGAGAGAGACCCCAUAAGUGCUUAGACUGUGGAAAAAGUUUCAUACGGAAGUCAAACCUUCUUAAACAUCAUGCAAUACACACAGGAGAGAAAUCUCAUAAAUGUUUGGACUGUGGGAAAAGUUUCGCACAAAGAUCAACUCUUAUGGUACAUAAGGCAAUCCACACUGGAGACAGACCCCAUAAGUGCUUAAUUUGUGGGAAAAGUUUCAUACGGAGGUCAGCCCUACUUGAUCAUCAGGCAAUCCACACAAGAGAGAAAUCCCAUAAAUGUUUGGACUGUGGGAAAAGUUUCACACAAAGAUCAAAUCUUAUGGCACAUAAGGCAAUCCACACUGGCGAGAGACCACAUAGGUGCUUAAUCUGUGGAAAAAGUUUCAUAUGGAGGUCAAACCUUGUUAAACAUCAAGCCAUCCACACUAGGGACAGACCCCAUAAGUGCUUAGACUGUGGAAAAAGUUUCAUACGGAAGUCAAACCUUAUUAAACAUCAUGCAAUACACACAGGAGAGAAAUCCCAUAAAUGUUUGGACUGUGGGAAAAGUUUUGCACAAAGAUCAACUCUUAUGGCACAUAAGGCAAUCCACACUGGAGAGAGACCCCAUAAGUGCUUAGACUGUGGAAAAAGUUUCAUACAGAGGUCAACCCUACUUCAUCAUCAGGCAAUACACGCAGGAGAGAAAUCCCAUAAAUGUUUGGACUGUGGGAAAAAUUUCACACAAAGAUCAAAUCUUAUGGCACAUAAGGCAAUCCACACUGGAGAGAGACCCCAUAAAUGCUUAAUCUGUGGGAAAAGUUUCAUACGGAGGUCAAAUCUUAUGGCACAUCAGGCAAUCCACACAAGAGAGAGAACCCACAAGUGCUUAGAGUGUGGAAAAAGUUUCAUACGGAGGUCAACCCUACUUAAUCAUCAGGCAAUCCACACAGGAGAGAGACCUCAUAAGUGCUUAGACUGUGGGAAAAGUUUCAUACGGAGGUCAGACCUUGUUAGACAUCAAGCAGUCCACACCGGAGAGAGAUCCCAUAAGUGCUUAGACUGUGGGAAAAGUUUCAUAUGGAGGUCAACCCUUGUUAAACAUCAGAUAAUCCACAAAGGAGAGAAAUCCCAUAAAUGUUUGGACUGUGGGAAAAGUUUCACACAAAGAUCAAGUCUUCUGGCACAUAAGGCAGUCCACACCGGAGAGAGAUCCCACAAGUGCUUAAUCUGUGGGAAAAGUUUCAUACGGAGGUCAGACCUUGUUAAACAUCAAGCAGUCCACACUGGAGAGAGACCCCAUAAGUGCUUAGACUGUGGAAAAAGUUUCAUACAGAGGUCAAUCCUACUUAAUCAUCAGGCAGUCCACACUGGAGAGAGACCUCAUAAGUGCUUAGACUGUGGGAAAAGUUUCAUACGGAGGUCAGACCUUGUUAAACAUCAAGCAGUCCACACCGGAGAGAGAUCCCAUAAGUGCUUAGACUGUGGGAAAAGUUUCAUACAUAGGUCAGUCCUUGUUAAACAUCAGUUAAUCCACACAGGAGAGAAAUCCCAUAAAUGUUUGGACUGUGGGAAAAGUUUCAUUCAAAGAUCAUAUCUUAUGGCACAUCAGACAGUGCACACUGGAGAGAGACCCCACAAGUGCUUAGACUGUAGGAAAAGUUUCAAACAAAGAUCAAAUCUUAUGGCACAUCAGGUAAUCCACACAGGAGAGAGACCCCACAAGUGCUUAGACUGUGGAAAAAGUUUCAUAUGGAGGUCCGGCCUUGUUAAACAUCAAGCAAUCCAUACAAGAGGGAAAUGUUAACAUUUAGAUUAAACUUGGGUGUAAUAAUGUCAUUGUGUAUAUAUAUAUAUCUUUAAAGUUUGUGGUAAACUGUCUAUGAACGGCUUUGUGGGUAAUUAAUUACCUUAUGUAUCAGAGGGGUAGCCGUGUUAGUCUGAAUCUGUAAAAAGCAACAGAGGGUCCAGUGGCACCUUUAAGACUAACAGAAGUAUU
Malaclemys terrapin pileata is the source of this 2855-nucleotide messenger RNA. Its product is annotated as zinc finger protein 585A-like. The record is from RefSeq and is a predicted model, not a curated record. The transcript has 6 exons. Lineage: Eukaryota; Metazoa; Chordata; Testudines; Emydidae. Gene Ontology annotation, biological process: negative regulation of transcription by RNA polymerase II. Gene Ontology annotation, molecular function: DNA-binding transcription repressor activity, RNA polymerase II-specific. The coding region runs from base 285 to 2663 and encodes 792 amino acids.